Peromyscus californicus insignis is the source of this 1685-nucleotide messenger RNA. RefSeq names its product solute carrier family 9 member B1 (gene Slc9b1). Gene Ontology annotation, cellular component: membrane. The transcript has 12 exons. Lineage: Eukaryota; Metazoa; Chordata; Mammalia; Rodentia; Cricetidae. The coding region runs from base 117 to 1667 and encodes 516 amino acids. The record is from RefSeq and is a predicted model, not a curated record. Gene Ontology annotation, molecular function: antiporter activity. Gene Ontology annotation, biological process: proton transmembrane transport.
GCUGUUCUUGGAAUACUACCCUGUUAAGAUGCCUUAAAAGCUUGUCACUACUAGGUUGUAAGGUUCCCCGCAGGAACGCAAGGUAUCUUAAAACUGCAAACUCCUGAAAGAUCAGCAUGUACAGAACAGAAUCAAACAAUGAGGAUGAUUUCCAGCCAUCUACAACUACUCAACCGUCUACAGUUACUCAACUGACUACAAUUACUCAGGUUUCCAGUGAUCCUGCUUUUAGUUCAACAUAUGAGGACGCUAAGGAAAGGAAACAACAGGUGAACAGAAGUACAAAUAGUUAUUGUCCUCCACAAGGAACAUUCAAUAAGAUAAUUACAGAUGGAGUUACACUCAUUUUAUUAUGGGUUCUACUCUGGGCCCUUAUGGGCCAAGAAGUUCUCCCUGGUGGAAAUUUGUUUGGACUUAUAGUUAUUUUUUACAGUGCCUUCCUUGGGGGGAAAAUUUUAGAAAUCAUUAGAAUACCUGUAGUGCCCCCACUUCCACCUCUUCUGGGCAUGUUACUGGCUGGUUUCACCAUCAGGAAUGUUCCAAUUAUUUAUAAAUUUGUCCAUAUUCCUACCACAUGGUCUUCAGCUUUAAGAAACACGGCCCUUACUAUUAUCCUAAUACGAGCUGGGCUUGGACUGGACCCGCAGGCUUUGAAGCAUCUGAAGGGAGUUUGUUUGAGGUUGUCAUUCGGUCCAUGCCUCAUAGAGGCGUGUUCAGCUGCUUUUUUCUCCCACUUCCUUAUGAAGUUUCCUUGGCAAUGGGGGUUCCUCUUAGGCUUUGUUCUAGGUGCUGUCUCUCCUGCUGUUGUGGUGCCCUCCAUGCUGUUGUUGCAAGAAAACGGAUACGGUGUUGAGAAAGGCAUUCCAACCUUGCUGGUGGCCGCCAGCAGUAUGGAUGAUGUUGUGGCCAUCACUGGAUUCAACACAUUCUUGAGCAUGGUCUUUUCCUCGGGUAGUGUAGUCAGCAAUAUCCUAUCAUCCUUGCGGGAUAUAUUUAUUGGUGUGCUGGUAGGAAUUGUUAUGGGAGUUUUUAUUCAGCAUUUUCCAAGUGGAGAUCAGGAGAGACUUACGCAGAGGCGAGCCUUCCUUGUUCUGAGUAUCUGUGUUUCUGCUGUCUUAGGCUGUCAGCACUUAGGCUUACAUGGAUCUGGAGGACUGGUCACACUAGUGUUGUCGUUCAUGGCAGCAAAAAAGUGGGCUAAAGAGAAGGUUGGAAUCCAAAAAAUUGUCGCAAAUAUGUGGAAUGUUUUUCAGCCACUUCUUUUUGGCUUAGUUGGAACAGAAGUAUCUGUUGAAGCUCUUGAAUCGAAAACUAUUGGCAUGUGUAUUGCUACUUUGGGUUUUGCAUUAUCGGCUCGAAUUAUAGCCACUUUUACAUUGAUGUCUUUUGCUGAAUUUCGUUUUAAGGAGAAAGUAUUUAUUGCUUUAUCAUGGAUCCCCAAAGCUACAGUCCAGGCUGUCUUAGGUCCUCUGGCUCUAGAGAAAGCAAGGGACAUGGCACCCCACUUGGAAGCAUAUUCGAAGGAUGUGAUGACAGUAGCCUUUCUAGCCAUCCUGAUCACAGCUCCAAAUGGAGCUCUCCUCAUCGGCAUACUGGGACCCAAAAUACUUGAUCGUAGUGAUGUGACAGGCCCUAUAGAAAUGGAGCUAUCACAGUUUGAACAUUAAAAAGUUUGCCAUCACCCA